Messenger RNA from Haplochromis burtoni (Burton's mouthbrooder), 2950 nucleotides. It is a transcript of the gene leng9, whose product is annotated as leukocyte receptor cluster (LRC) member 9. The transcript is spliced from 8 exons. The record is from RefSeq and is a predicted model, not a curated record. Bases 126 to 1769 code for a protein of 547 amino acids. NCBI's taxonomy places the organism in Eukaryota, Metazoa, Chordata, Actinopteri, Cichliformes, Cichlidae. Gene Ontology annotation, molecular function: metal ion binding.
AACGAAAAAGUAGAACUACAUUACCCAUAACCCAAUCUGGUAUAACAAACAAGGGGUUAAAGGGCAAUAAAAAGAAAAAGUCGGAACUGUUUUCAUUGAAGGUUUGUGUACUAAAAGAUCUUAGGAUGACUUCAGGUGGAUCAGGAGUUCCCCCCACCGACCCGACUGACACACCGAGUCCACAGGCAGGGGUCCCCGCUGACUCUCAGAGUGGCAAAGACACCCCAAAAGCCAAAGGAGAGUCAGCAGAAUGUUGCAAGGAUGGAGCCAAAGUGUGCCAGUUUUUCCGGAUAGGAAAAUGUCAUUUUGGCCUCAGAUGCCGUUUAGCUCACAGUGACCCAUUACAGGAUGAUUCAGGGGCUCUGUGUCCUGGUGUGGAUGAAAAACAGGAAGAAGAAAAACACAAGAACAAGAAGGGCAGUGUGAAUAAAGUGCCAAAGCCAAAACACAACGAGAGAAGAGCAGAGGUGAACAAAAAGCCUCGUAUGCGCACAGCAGAUGAAGUGAUCUCCCGGAUCCUGUGGGACCCAUCGGUGGACGCAUCAGAAUUUGUAGUGGGCUAUGUGGAUCGAUUCCUCGGCGUGCUGGAGCGCCCCUUCUGUGACUUCAACUGGGAGACCAACCCGUGUGACUGUGAUUACACUGUUGAGCUGGCCCUGCCCAGACACAGGAUCCAGUACUUUACUUACAGAGGGCACCGUGUCUGGGACCGCCACACCAGGACUGACCGAGUUUUCGGUUCCACAGGUCAAUCUCUGGCUCCCCCCUUUGGAGGGGAAGAGGAAGUAAGAGAAAAUACAGCAGCGCUUGAAACAACUAACGAGCAGCCACCUGCAGAGGAAGAGAAGCCGAAUGAGACAAAUAUUCACACCCCUGAGUCUGCACCACCACCACCACCACCACCACCAGAGUGUACAGGAAACACUUCUCAGGAACAACAGGAGUCACGAGGACCAUGUGUUGUGGAGGAGGCUGCAGAUAGACAUCAGGUUUCAGCUGAUCAGAGUUCCUCAACCGAAGAGGAGGCACUGGGUGUAAAAGAGGAGGGUGAGGGGGAGAUUCUGCCAGAAUGGGAGGAAAGCUGGGAAGGCCAUGAAGACUGUAUAAGUUAUCCUGCAGCCCAACAAGUUAGCAAGAAUCCAUCUGUACCUCUGGAGCAGAGAGAAGAGAAGCGUGGUGGUCGCCCCCCUAAGAAGAGACCCACACACUUCAUCACCUUCCGGGCCAACACUCCUGCCAUCCUCUCCUGUUUCCAGCAGUUGCAGAAGGAGCUCACCUCCCUCAUACCUUCCUCUGCUCCUCACUGGCAAACCGCCUCCAGCCUUCACGUCACCCUGUGCCUCCUGGUGCUGCACAGCCCCGCUGAGGUGGCGGCUGCUGGGGAGAUCCUCCAACGGUUUGCACAACUGGACCGAAACCCGCCGGUAGCUGUGACCUUUCCUGUGAAGCUGAAACAUUUCAAUGGGAAGGUGCUGUACGUGAGUCCUCAGCCUCAGCUCCACCUACAGCAGCUCAACAGCGGUCUGCAGGAGGCCUACAGGAAAGAGGGUUUUCUUCACAGGGACUCCUACAACCCACGCUACCACCUCAGUCUGGCCAGGGUACUGGACAGGGAGGCCGAGAGGAUAUUUGAAGGUGUGGGGGACCUGAGGGUGGGGAAGGGCUUAAACUUUGGGCGUCUGCCAGUUAACACCUUACACCUUUGUGCCAUGGGCGGCUCUAAAGUAGACGGUUUUUAUGAGAGGGUGUGCACGGUAACACUUCGAUGAUAAAGAAGUCUGAUUUGCAGACAUUACUGGGUGCAAUAAGCCACGCCUUUAAGGUGUCGCGGAUAAAUACAACAAAAUAAAACUAGUACCGGUACCGAAAAAAGCAGAUUUAUUCAUCACACACGUGAUAAGACCUGAAAACCGAGUUAACGAUAAAAACGAUAACAAAAUAACGCUGAAAACCGAUAAAAACCCUGAAAGCCAUACAUUUCACACCUGAGCCUCAACUCUCGCGGCCCGGUACCAAACAACUCACGGACCGGUACCAGUCCGAGGCCCGGGGGUUGGGGACCGCUGUGUUAAGGUACUAAAUCUCAUGUUUCAUAUUUCUAGAUGAGAUAUAGAGGAAAGAAAAGGGCGGGGAUGAGCUGUAAACAUCACUAAAGCUUAAAACAACAUCCUGGCUACAAUACAACAUAUAAAUAAUUAAUCCACAAUUUUAAAAAAACUGCUUAAGGUGCUGAAGUUUUUAGAGCAGCAGUCCAUUUUAAAAAUGUUAGCUCUGGUUCUUUUAGCCAUGGAUCUUUACUGCACAGUUUUCAUGUUAUAGUGAAUAUGCUUAAAUUCUGGUUCACUGGUGAAUUCAGUGGUUGUGAUGUUUUAUUUGCUACAGCUAAUCAUAUUUGGGAAAAUCCAGAAACGAAUCCAUAAUUGUUUAAUAAUCAAUAAGCCAAAUAAUGUUUUGCUUGGAGAGCCUUUUUUAUGUAGAGACAGUAAAAACCAUGAAGAACUGUUUGUGCAAACAUGAGCUGGUGCUCAAUAAUAUUUAUGUCUAAUUGACUCGGGACCAUGAGUUUGAUAAUAUCAAUAUUGUUUUUAUUUCUAUGAAGAACUUUAAGAAUGUUUUAAUUGGUCAUCUGUUUUUCUUGGUGCAGAAAUGCUUGUUAUACUUUAUAUCUGAUGGGCCUAAUGAUUGGGGUUAACUUUGACCUGUAAGCAUGCUUAAUUUACACUGUUUUACUACUGCACAGACAAUAAAUUUGAAGCUGAUUAUGGACAUAAAGUGUUCUUUUUAUAGGCCUGAAUAAUUGCUGUUCAUAAUUCAGGGACUUGUACAAUGGGUUUUAUAUGAAUGUUGCAUGGACUGCGCUCCAACAGAAUGAUCCCUUUGUACUCUUUUUACAAAUGAUUAUGACCACUAGAUUAUCAUGUGGAUUAAAUAUUGAAUUUGUUAUUUUAAA